AUGAAGUACAUUGCAGCCAUCUCUGCGCUCUUUGCUCUCAAGGUCCUCGCCAACCCACUGGCGAUCGCCCCCCGUGUCUCGGUUAUUGAUCCGAGUGUACUCAAGUGGGAAAUUGACGCUGAGAAUGGCGAGGUUAUUGCGGUCAACGGUACUAUUGAGAACGUUAUCCACCACCUGCAGCAGCGCGGCUUGCCCUCAAGCGAUACCCUGCAGAAGCGAAUCCCGCCGCUUGACAUGACGGGAACUCAUUACUUCUGCGGCGGCCGCUGGGAUCGCGCCGAGCUGUCCCCCUUGUAUCGCGGCCUGACCUACCUCAACACGGUCAAGGGUAGGGUGCAUGUCCCUCGUGGGCCGAGCUCGUGUGGUCGUGUCAGCUGCGACGACUCCUCCGCAAUCUACAUUUGCAAUGAUAAUCGUUACCCGCUCACUCUAGACACCUUCGACCGCAUUGUCGAGGCUGCUAGCUACAUCAUUAGCAAAUGUACGAUUGUAAAGCCUUUAGUCCAGGUGUCCGGACAGCUGUUCUUUCCAGAUAAUUGGAACGUUAUAGUACGCUGGGACAACGACUGCUAG
Molecule: messenger RNA, 573 nt
Organism: Dichotomopilus funicola
Lineage: Eukaryota; Fungi; Ascomycota; Sordariomycetes; Sordariales; Chaetomiaceae
Exons: 3
Coding region: 1-573 (190 amino acids)
Source: RefSeq, a predicted model, not a curated record